Molecule: messenger RNA, 904 nt
Organism: Paramuricea clavata
Lineage: Eukaryota; Metazoa; Cnidaria; Anthozoa; Malacalcyonacea; Plexauridae
Source: the annotation of a GenBank genome assembly
AUGAUAACUGUCCCGAGACCAAUCGUCCGACAUCAGGGCCAAUUACAGAUAUCCAACUUCAUGGAUUCGGCGAUGCUAGCAAUCAAGGAGUCAGUGCUGUUAAUUGUAUACGCGCUAGCCAAACAAGACUCCGAGGACACCCAAACGUUAGUGGCUGCAAAGUUUCGCCUGGCGAAGCGUGGACUUACCAUACCUCGGCUAGAAUUGGUCGCUGGUCAUAUGACAGCAAACCUGGUUAGCAGCGUGGCGAAGGCGAUCGGUGAAGAAAGAGUGUCGCAACAACAUGCAUGGCUUGACCGUACAGUUGCUUUGUAUUGGAUACGAGGCAUGGGGGAGUACCGACAGUUUGUGGCUAAUCGUCUCAUAAAAAUUCAAGCUCACUCCAAUAUCGAAUGGUAUCACGUUCCUACUUCAGAGAACCCUGCUGACCUAGGUAGCAGAGGAGGGCAGCCGACAGAGAAAUGGCUAAAUGGUCCAACGUGGCUUGGUAAUGAAAUGGCCUGAUGGCCUCCAUGAAUCCUCAGAAUCACAGUCUGAAGCCAAGGUAACUCGAGAAGUGUUAGCAACCGCGGUGACUGAGCCUGAGCGAGAUGAUCAUGUAAACCUACUUGAGAAGCACACCUUGACAAAGACCCUCAGAAUCGGUGCGUGGGUCACGAGAUUUAUAUAUAAUUGCAAGAAUAAAAGAGACAACCGAAUUGGAGGUCCUCUUCAUUAUGACGAAAUCCUGAAGGAAGAGAAAUGGUGGAUUGCUAAAGUUCAGAAGUUGAUUUCAGAAGAAGAACGAGAAAAGCGUAAAGAUCUUAACCUGCAAACAAAUGAGGACGGACUGUUAGAAUGUCGCGGCAGAAUUGAGGGACAUUACCCACUGUACGUCCCUGAUGCUGCACUGUUUUCAACGUAG